Ceratitis capitata (Mediterranean fruit fly) is the source of this 1903-nucleotide messenger RNA. RefSeq lists its product as uncharacterized. The record is from RefSeq and is a predicted model, not a curated record. Lineage: Eukaryota; Metazoa; Arthropoda; Insecta; Diptera; Tephritidae. The transcript is spliced from 10 exons. Bases 94 to 1785 code for a protein of 563 amino acids.
UUUCUUCACUUGGUUAUCAUUUCAUCAGACGUUGUUACGAUUAAUAUUUCAAUUUGAAGAAAACAAAGGACGUCAAAUACAUACAUACAUAUAAUGGCAACUAAACGCGGUCGCGGUGAGGGUGAUAUGAAGAAGAAAAUGGCUCGCCUAAGAUUUAAAAAUCUUGUUAGAAGUGUAACGUUAAAUAGAAUUUGGCUAAUGGAUUCUGGCGAGCAAAAGCUGUCGUUGAAUGUGAAAAAAAAUAUCAAUAUGUUAAUUCGACCGCAACGCAAAGUUGGAGUUCUAACCAUGGCAGAAAAGACGCUGCUGCGUACUCAUCACAAUCUCCGUUCAAUAAAUGAUAGGAAAAAUCUGGUUAACCUUUUAGCGGGCCUGACAUGCUUCUCGCGUAUACCACCGAAAGUGAGGGCAAGAUUGACACCAGUGAUUAAAUUAUCAUUCAUUGGACCUGGUCGAAAAAUAAUAAAGGAAGGCGAUCCCCCUUCUACAGUAUACUUUAUACUAAGUGGAGAAGUUGAAAUAUACCGGAGAGUUUACGAUCGGGCCACAAAUGCUUACGUGGAUAAGUUGGAGUCCAUAAGUGGUCCGGGUGAUUGUAUUGGAGAUAUUGAAAUGCUUGAAGAAUGCCUUAGAAGGAAUACUUAUAUUUCUCGCAAUCAAGUUGAACUGCUUGUUUUGCACGAGGAAGACUUUAAUAACAUUUUACGGCCUACCAUGGUAAGGCAAUGGGAGGAAAGGAAAACGGCUUUGCUAUCAUUGGAAUAUUUCAAGUACUUAAAUCAUGAGCAGAUUAUAACGGCUUGCAAAUUGGGUCUUAUUCGUCAAUUUGAUCCUUUAGAAACAAUAUGUUACGAAGAUAAAGGUCACGUGAGCUACGUUCAUUUCGUAAUUAGUGGCGAAUGUAUGAUCUUACAGUGUUUAAAAAUUAAGGCAACAACAAAAAAGGGUGGAAAAUCCUUUGAGCUUGUAGACCUAUCUGGGCACGAAGAUGUUAACCUGUUCCAAGAUUCGAGUGUCAAUGAGUCGAAAAUCGAUUUCUUCAAAAAUAAAACGUCCUUUUUUGAUGUCAAUUAUGAAAUAAUGUCGGAGGAAGAUGAAAAAAAUAAAAAGGGAAGUCGGCUGUUUCAGAAAAAGGACAUCAAAAGUAUAGAACUUUCGUGUGGUUUAAAGAGAACAAGCGAAGAAGAAAUUACAUCCAAGAUAGAAAGUAAUUUCUCAAAGGAAUAUUUGAGCGAGGAAGAAGAAUUGCAUGUAGGUAAUUAUAGCCAAAGGAUAUCACAUAGUAAGAGCAAGGAAAACAUACCACCCAACGAUAUGCUAAACCGUAAAAGUUUUGAUUACUUGGAGGAGCUGUCCGAAAGUAUAUUUUCAAAUAUCGGAUAUGAUGGCAGAUUCGAAAAACCGAAAAUGGAAUCUAAUACCAAAAUUGAGAAUCAUUUCAUCGAUGUUGGUUCCCUUACGUUUGGUGGUAUUUUCAGUUUGGGCGAAAAACUAGAACAUCGAGUUAUAAUGGCGAGAACUACAGUACAAUGUCUUAUGCUGCCAAGGUAUUGGCUCUUGGAAAGAGAUCAAAAUCCCGGAAAUAUAUGGCAACGCAGACGGUUCUACUUAGAUUCCACUAUACCAUCGAGAGAACAACUUUUCAAAGAUUUUUUAACGACACGUAAAUGGCAGCAAUUUAAAACCAAUAUUAUAUCAAGCAAUUUGACAAGAUAUGUGGGAAAUUCAACUAAGGUCCAAGAUAUACCUAUUAUUUGUCGUAUUGUAGAACCAAAUGAGGAUUAGAAAUCUAUUAUGAAAAUUUCAAUAAAAUUGAUAUUUGUACUCGAUACUAAUGCUUCAAGCAUUUUAUGUGCCUACAUAUAUAUUAAAUGGUCUAAUAAAGCAUGUUAUAAACGCUGAA